UUAUCCGAUCAUCUAGAAUAGUUCCGAUAAUCAUUUUGAUCGUACAGUCUGUCAGUUUCCUCAGUUCAAACCCACCGGCAAUCCUCUUCAAUCGCGAUUGGCCAAACGAGAAAAAACUAAUAAUCAGACGUCGAUUAACGACGUGAUUUUAGGGGGAGCACCUCGAAUGACGCGUGUGAUGGGAAAGGUUGGAGAAUCAGUGGUCGAAAUAUGCAUUGGCGUUCAGAAUUGAAUUAGUGUGGAUGUCGUAUGAAAUACAAACAUGUGACGUAUAGUUUUGGCACGUCAAAUAACCGAUCGAAAUUUGUGUUAGGUAACAAACUCGCGUCUCAAAAAAUUUCAAAUUACAUACCUUGUGUGUUGAGAAUACCUGGACACGUUUGAAAUUUGAGUGUUAAAUUUAGCAGAGGUUAAGUUUUUGAGAUUGAAGAAUCAGGCUAAGAAAAUUGAUUACAAUUUAGGAGUUGCCAACAGAUAUAUAACUUUUGAAUCAAGUUGCAAGUGGCAAGUGGCAGGCAGUCACAUGUUUUGAAUUAAGUUUUGAGAAUUGAGUAGUUUGAGAUUGCAGGAAUCCUUGAUCUUGGCUUAGCGUAGUACACUCUAGGAAAAUGAGCUUAUAGCUUUUGCUUUGUAACAAGAAAACCUAUUGACAUUAUCAGAAAUACAUUUUAUAGAUUAAAGUGAUGUGCUUAAGAUUAUAUUGGCUGUUGGUGUCAGAGCCUGUGAUGUAUGAUUUAAUAUUAUUAGGAACCUAAAAUUUUAACCAAAUCAGAUAGAGCAGUUGCUUUAGAAUAGAAGCAAACAUUUAUUCAUUUUACUUUAUUACAAUGUUUUACAAGGCAUUGUUUAAACUUGGCGUUUGAUAAGGUUUUAGAGCAGUAUAAAACAGACUCAAGAUUAUCUUGGUUGGCUCUUUAAUCUUGAUACUCGCACAGCCCUCCAGUUUUAUCUCAAACUCUUUAUCUGUUUGUGAGAUUGUACUUAAUUAAAAAUGAAAUUUGCUGAGCAUUUAUCGGCUCACAUUACGCCUGAAUGGCGUAAGCAAUACAUCAGUUAUGAGGAAAUGAAGGCCAUGCUGUAUACGGCAGUAGAAGAGGCUCCUUCCGUCGAAAGUGUUGAACAAGAAAUCAUUUCUCGACAUUUUGCAUCAUUUGAUGAGGUCUUCUUCACAUUUUGUGAUCAUGAGUUGAAGAAAAUCAAUACAUUCUACUCUGAGAAGCUGGCAGAGGCGACUCGAAAAUAUGCUGGUCUGCAAAGCGAACUGAAAAUAGCUUCAGAAGCACAGACUGGUGGAGGAAAAAAUCGUGGUCGAGCUGCUGCCAAGGCUCCUUUACCUACCCGGAAACUUAGGGAGCUAAAACUUGCAUUCUCGGAAUUCUAUCUAUCGCUUAUUCUCCUACAGAAUUAUCAGAAUCUGAAUCAUACCGGAUUUCGGAAGAUUCUUAAAAAGCAUGACAAGUUAUUAUCAGUUGAUACUGGUUCCAAAUGGCGAACAGAAUUUGUCGAAACUUCCCACUUCCAUACAUCCAAGGAUAUCGACAAACUUAUACAAGAAACAGAGGCAGCUGUCACCGCUGGUCUAGAAGGUGGUGAUAGGCAACGGGCUAUGAAACGACUCCGCGUCCCACCUCUCGGUGAACACCAGAGUCCAUGGACAACAUUCAAAGUAGGAUUAUUCUCUGGAAGUUUUGUUGUUCUGUUUGUAGCUGUUGUAUUGUCAGCAAUAUUUCAUGAUGGUGGUGACAACCUGAAAGUAGCAUUUCGACUGUAUCGAGGACCACUGCUCAUAGUCCAGUUCUUGUUUCUUAUUGGUGUUAACGUUUAUGGGUGGAGAUCAUCAGGUGUGAACCAUGUGUUGAUAUUUGAACUUGAUCCGAGGAAUCAUCUGUCGGAGCAACAUCUUAUGGAGUUGGCCGCUGUGUUGGGAGUAGUCUGGACUCUUAGUUUGCUCAGUUUUUUGUACAGCGCAAGUUUGAGCAUUCCUCCUUACGUAAAUCCUCUCGCACUUGUAGGGAUAAGUGUUAUGUUCUUCCUCAAUCCAUUCAAGAUGUUUAGACACGAGGCAAGAUUUUGGCUACUAAGAAUAAUGUGGCGUAUGAUCAUUGCACCAUUCAUGUUCGUCAACUUUGCCGAUUUUUGGCUUGCUGAUCAACUCAAUAGCCUCGCAACCGUUUUAUUGGACUUUCACUUCUUAGUAUGUUUCUAUGUAACUAAUGGAAACUGGCUUGAGGCUGGUGAUACCGAUCGGUGUAUGAGUGGAUCAUAUAUUGUUCGACCAAUUGUCAACUGUCUUCCUGCUUGGUUUCGGUUUGCGCAAUGUAUUCGUCGAUAUCGAGACUCAAAGGAGGCCUUUCCGCAUUUGGCCAAUGCUGGAAAAUAUUCCACAACUUUUCUCGUUGUUAUCACAACUACGUUACGAGGUUUGCAUGAAGGUGAUUAUGAUAAUCAUUGGGAUAGCCCUUGGCUUUGGUUAUGGGUAGCAGCGAGCCUGAUAAAUUCGAUUUACUCUUACACAUGGGAUAUUAAAAUGGAUUGGGGACUUCUUGACAGUAAUGCCGGAGAAAACAGAUUCUUGCGGGAAGAAGUUGUAUAUUCUUCUACGGGAUUCUAUUAUUUUGCUAUAAUUGAAGACUUUGUAUUGAGGUUUGCUUGGGUUCCAAGUUAUAUUUUAACGGAAUACAAUUAUGUAUCAGGUGAUCUCAUGACCUCUAUCACAGCUCCACUAGAAGUUUUCAGACGAUUUAUCUGGAACUUUUUUCGGCUUGAGAACGAGCAUUUAAAUAAUUGUGGUAAGUUUCGUGCAGUUAGAGACAUUUCCGUUGCACCUAUAGAGAGUUCAGAUCAAACGCAUAUCCUACGGAUGAUGGAUGAAGAGAAUGGAGUAAUAAAUAGAGGAAAACGUAAGGGUGUUGGCAAAAAGCAGAGCACUGUUAAAGAGGAUAAACGUGCGUUGCUGAAAGAGGAAACUAUCGAUAUUGACGUAUCUAAUGCUAGCUGAAUUUAAAUUUUCCAUUAAAAAUCCGCGUCGUAUUACUUUAAACACUAAAGACAGUGUCACAUACUUCCCUAAUUUGUUGUGUUCAAUUUUUUCCCCUUACAAUCUAAUUGGACAUCAUCGGUUAACGAAACGUUAUCGUCGAGCGUGCAAAAGAAAGCGAAGUUGUCAUAUGAAACAAUAUGAUCUAUACAUAGCAUACAUAUCUGUACGCCAACAUUCCACUAUAGUUUUGUUGAUAUUUUGAGAUAAGCUUUGUAAAGUGUGAUUUAUAUUUUUGAAUAUUUACAUGAGAACCUUAUUCCAAGAAUUUCUUAGUGUCUUACUUUAACUUGUACCCUCCAAUACUUCAUUUUAGCUUCAUUGUUUUAUCUUUUACCAUCCCAAUGAUAUUUCAUGAAAUUAUGGGUUCUGAGAUCUCGAUUUCUGCCGUAACUGAUACCGACCUAACGAAAAGACAUUUUAAUAUCUCACCAAUAAUAGUUAGUAAUGAAAUCCACACAAAUUGAGUAAUCGUGUAUGAAAUAAAAUCACACUAAUAAUGCUAAUAAUAUUGAAAAAAAAUGAAAUAAAUCAUCACGGAAGUACAACUAAAUUGUAUGAUCUAGAUUCGUUCUAGAUUAUGAGAUUUAUCAUCUCAUCGUGUUAAUAUAUUGUAAUAUGAAUCCCUAAGAUGUUUGUUCGAAAGAUGAUUGUAAGAUUUUCCCCCAUUGAAAGCAAUUGGGUUGGAUAUUUUUGUAAACUAUUAUAUAAUAAUUAUAUGAAUAAGCAAUUCGUGGUCAUUGUCUAGUGAGGAUCUAUUGAAUUUUUUAUUAUUAUAAUUACCAUUGUUAUUAAUUGGUAUUUACUUCUCGCGAGAUCAGGUACCGGAAUACAUUGUUGUAAAAUAUACACAUACCUACUAUACAUUACAUACACAUAAUAUCGUUGAAAAUUAUAUCUUUUUCUACAUAA
Athalia rosae (coleseed sawfly) is the source of this 3949-nucleotide messenger RNA. RefSeq names its product xenotropic and polytropic retrovirus receptor 1. The transcript has 10 exons. Gene Ontology annotation, molecular function: inositol hexakisphosphate binding. Bases 992 to 2998 code for a protein of 668 amino acids. The record is from RefSeq and is a predicted model, not a curated record. NCBI's taxonomy places the organism in Eukaryota, Metazoa, Arthropoda, Insecta, Hymenoptera, Athaliidae. Gene Ontology annotation, biological process: cellular response to phosphate starvation; phosphate ion transport. Gene Ontology annotation, cellular component: plasma membrane; cytoplasm; Golgi apparatus.